GGAGAUUUUAAUAAUAAAACAUACAGCUACAAAGACGAAGAAUACUGCGUACUAUCCAUGCCAUCAGACGAUGUCUAUAAGAUCACAAUGACUAGACAACCAGACAAUCGUAUAGAAAGGGACUUUUUGGAUCUGGGUCUUUCAAAGGCAUUGGAUGACGUAGAAGCACAUUGGAGAGCCAGGCGUAAUGAACUUUACCCGGCUGCAUCACUCAUUUUGACUGGAAACGGUUUGAAAUUUUUCAGCAACGGCUUAGUACUCGAUAAGGCAUUAGAUGAUAAAAUGUUCUUCGCCGGUGUCUUAGACCCUUUCAUUCUCCGUCUAUCGAGCUUCCCUUUACCUACGAUCGCAGCAGUCAAUGGACAUGCAUUCGCUAUGGGAUUCGUUUUAGCGCUCUGUUGUGACUACCUUGUAGGGAAAAAGAACGGUAGAGGUUGGUUCUGUAUGAAUGAGAAUGAGUUCGCUUCUACGAUUCCACCUGGAAUGCUCAAUGUACUUUCACGUCGUUUGAACAACUGGAAACUCAUCAGAGAGACAAUCUUGGAUUGCAAACGCUGGACUCCGCCGCAACUGCACGAGAUUGGAUUGGUUGAUGUACUCUGCUCUGAGAAUGAGUUGGAGAGCGAAUCAAUAAAGCUCGGAAAGAGUGUAGGCAAGUACGCUCAGAAAGGUAGUUACGGUCUACUUAAGCAUAACUACUGCACGCUUUAGAAGGUGAAAGGAUGAUUUAUUUUGUAUAUUCAAGUCAACUUGUAAACGUAAAUUGUACUUUAUCUAAACUCAUUAUAUUUCACUCUUAUCAUUUCUACCGUCAUAUUGCACAGUCAUGA
Molecule: messenger RNA, 830 nt
Organism: Wallemia mellicola CBS 633.66
Lineage: Eukaryota; Fungi; Basidiomycota; Wallemiomycetes; Wallemiales; Wallemiaceae
Product: putative enoyl-CoA hydratase
Exons: 3
Coding region: 58-711 (217 amino acids)
Biological process (GO): fatty acid beta-oxidation
Cellular component (GO): peroxisome
Molecular function (GO): delta(3)-delta(2)-enoyl-CoA isomerase activity; enoyl-CoA hydratase activity
Source: RefSeq, a predicted model, not a curated record